Messenger RNA from Triticum dicoccoides, 1440 nucleotides. Its product is annotated as probable mediator of RNA polymerase II transcription subunit 19b. Gene Ontology annotation, biological process: positive regulation of transcription by RNA polymerase II. The record is from RefSeq and is a predicted model, not a curated record. Gene Ontology annotation, cellular component: mediator complex. NCBI's taxonomy places the organism in Eukaryota, Viridiplantae, Streptophyta, Magnoliopsida, Poales, Poaceae. The transcript has 6 exons. The coding region runs from base 162 to 773 and encodes 203 amino acids. Gene Ontology annotation, molecular function: transcription factor binding; transcription coregulator activity.
UACUACGCGGGCCGCUGCCCCACCCCACCCGACCGACGCCGGUCCUCCCUAGCCACGGUGAGGUCCUCGCCCGCCCCAUCCUCGCGCGCCGUCGCCGCGGAAUUCGGCCUGGCACUGGGUCGGCGACCAGGCCCGGCUGUCCCUAAUCGAGCUUCAGUCUAAUGGAUUCUGACGACAAGAAGUUUGGCAAAGGACCUAAGGAGCUCACUGGUGCUGUUGAUUUAAUAAGUCAGUACAAAUUGCAGCCGCACCAUGAUUUCUUCUGCAAGAGGCCUUUGCCACUUGCAAUCUCAGAUACACAUUACCUUCACAAUGUUGUGGGGGACACUGAAAUUCGGAAAGGAGAAGGAAUGGAGCUAGAUCAACUCGUUCAGAAUGCAUACUUAAGGGAUAAGCCUCCUUUUAUUAAGACCUUUGAUAUGGAAACUCUGGGGCAAGCAUUUCAGCUUCGUGAAACUGCUCCAGUAGAUUUACCCUCUGCUGAAAAAGGUGUACCUACUAUUUCGGGCAAACCGAAAAGUGAGUCCAAGGACAAAGAGAAAAAACAUAAAAAACACAAAGACAAAGAUAAAGACAGGGAGCAUAAGAAGCACAAACAUCGACAUAAGGAUCGGUCUAAAGACAAAGACAAGGACAAGGAUAAGAAAAAGGAUAAGCAUCAUGAGAAGAAAAGGAAGCAUGAGGGGACGGAGGAUUCGGCAGAUGUGCAUAAGCACAAAAAAAGCAAGCAUAAGAGUUCCAAAACCGAUGAGAUGGGUAAUGGACUUAGUUAGCUACACUUUUCUUCUUACUUCUAUUGUCAAUCAAUGUCAUAUUCUGUUAAAAGGAGGCUCAAAAGGUUUCUGUCACCAGACCCGCUGCAGAUCAAUUGAUAUCAUGAAUGGCUGUUUAUUUGAAGGUGCUUCAGAUGAGCGUCUUGCCUGCUGCUAAUUAUGUUCUUGCAGUGUGGACCCUGUGGAAAAUGUAACUUGUAACAUGGGACAAUCCAACUGUAUUUUGCAACUUUUUGUCCCUCGCUGACUAAAUUGGUUGCCUUGUAGGAACAUUUAGAUAGGACUUCUAAUGAGAUUUUCUUUCUUAAGAUUAGAGAAUCUGAAUAGGUGGUUUUGAUGAGAUAAUUCUUAAGACUAGGAGCAGCCACCUAUUUCUUUUAGAUAGGACUUUUAAUGAGUUUUUCUUAAAGAUUAGAACAUCUGGGUAGUUUGUUUGUGAUGAGAUAACUAGGAGAAUUUCGCUAUUUUCUUUAGAUAGGGCUUCUGAUGGGAUUCUUUUAAAAUUCAGGACAUGUGUGUAGGUCCCUUUAACGAGACAUUUAUCAAAGACUAGGAGCAGUCCAUUAUGCUGACCAAGCCUGUGGUAAAAUCAUUGAUGUAGCAUGAGUUUGUAGUAAAAAAAUAGUCAUUGUAUGAUAUGGAAAUGAAGCUAUGUUCCUUGUGCCAA